This is a messenger RNA of Cordyceps militaris CM01, 426 nucleotides long. RefSeq names its product ADP-ribosylation factor family protein. Bases 1 to 426 code for a protein of 141 amino acids. Gene Ontology annotation, cellular component: microtubule cytoskeleton; cytoplasm. The record is from RefSeq and is a predicted model, not a curated record. Gene Ontology annotation, biological process: protein folding. Gene Ontology annotation, molecular function: GTP binding; GTPase activity. The transcript is spliced from 4 exons. Lineage: Eukaryota; Fungi; Ascomycota; Sordariomycetes; Hypocreales; Cordycipitaceae.
AUGCUGUCGAUUUUGCGAAAAGCGCGGCUCAAGGACAAGGAGAUGCGAAUUCUGAUGCUGUGGGUUGGGGACGUCGGCGGACAGAAGACAUUGCGGUCCUACUGGCGAAAUUAUUUUGAAAAAACGGAUGCGCUGAUCUGGGUCGUCGACUCCACGGACCGGCUGCGCAUUGACGACUGCAGAGAGGAGCUUCACGGGCUCCUGGAGGAAGAGCGACUGGCUGGAGCCUGUCUGCUCAUCUUUGCCAACAAGACGGACGUGGAUGGGUGUAUGACAGAGGCAGAGAUCCUCCGGGCCCUACGACUGGACGAGAUUCGAACGCACCAGUGGCACAUCCUACAGUGCAGUGCCAUGACGGGGAAGAACCUGAAGGAAGGGCUCGCUUGGGUUGUGGAGGAUGCUAAGAAGCGGCUGUUUCUGUACUAG